AUGGCGUCGAUACGGAUACCGGCUCUGCGGCAUCUCGCGUCAUGCCCCCUGCGCACGGCCCGCAUCGCGAACCAGCGGCGCUGGGCCCAGGUCCAUGACGUGCGCUUCCUCACCCAGCAGCCUCCCCAGGCCGUGCUCGACAAGUACCGCUCCAAGCUCGAGCAAAAGGCCAAGCAAGAAGGCCACGACGGUAUCGACGGAUUGAAGACCGCGUAUGCAGACAAGAUCCAGGCGCAGCGCAGGCAAGACGGAGUCGAGUUCCCGGCGACCAACUACAUACCACAGGCCGGCGACACGCCCGUCGCGCAACCGAAUCGGGGCCCUUUACCAUCCGACACGACCUCUUCCCCCGAUGCUACAGCCUCCAAGCCCCCGGCGGCUUCGAAAGUCCCUGCGGCAGGGGGCGAGAAACCCGCCGUCAAGACGCUAGACGAGAUCCUCGACCUCGAAAAGGUGCGCGAACUGCCCGAGCAGGAGUUGACGGCCAUCUGGCGCCUGCGACACGCCAACUCGCCGCAGAACAUUUGCGCAGUCAUCCCCACGGCGACAUACCAGGCCAUGGAAGACGUCGCCCGCAAGUCGCCCCAGUUCGUCCUGCCCGUGCCUCACGAGAGCCAAGGCGCCGAGAUCCAUUUCCUUCAAUGGACCUUUGAUGCCGCCUCCAAGACGAGCACCGUGCUCUUCACGCAGCUCGCCGAGUACAAGUCGAGGGGCGAGUUCGCGCAACCCCACACUACCGUCACGCACCACCUCGACCUCGCGGGCGACAAGGGCCUGGUGCUGAUGCAAGGCCAGGUCAUGGACGGCCGCGGCAUCCAGCCCGAGCACGCCAAGUGGCUCGUCAUGUGCCUCCAGAGAUUUUACGGCGGCUGGGAGACCGGAGAGGCGGAGCUGACGGGCGACCGCAAGGAAAGGGCAGAUGAGAGGAAGAAACUACUCGAAUGGUUCGCCAACGGCGACUCCAGAUUCAGCGUUGAGAAGCUGUUGGAGGAGGCUGAGCGAAUGGGUUAA
Messenger RNA from Purpureocillium lilacinum, 1011 nucleotides. RefSeq lists its product as uncharacterized. NCBI's taxonomy places the organism in Eukaryota, Fungi, Ascomycota, Sordariomycetes, Hypocreales, Ophiocordycipitaceae. The record is from RefSeq and is a predicted model, not a curated record. Gene Ontology annotation, biological process: mitochondrial proton-transporting ATP synthase complex assembly. Gene Ontology annotation, cellular component: mitochondrion.